AUGGCCUCCACGGUCCGCAUUCAUGAAGUAGACACCAUCUCCGGGGAAGCUUCGAGCACGUCCACCAACAGCCCGAGAUGGCAGAUUGAAGUAAGUGCGGCCGCCAAGUCAGUCAGCAUAGAGCUCUGUGACCCGGCUACCAAAUUGGCCACUCAGGCGUUGCCUGGGCUCGGAUCAGAGGAGUCAAUUGCCUGGUACCUUGAAGAGUAUAUGAACGAGCCUUUCGAGACAACCAAGUCAGAAUCUGCAGCAGAGCUACUCACAGCAUACGGCCGAGAUUUAGCUUCGCAGAUUGUUGCAAGCGACCUGUUACCCAAAAAUGGACAUAUCCGAUUGCAGAUCUCCACGGCUAGGAGAACAGGCAAUGCUCCCGAGUCGCUCAGUCCAUCGCUGCAUCACUUGCAUUGGGAGGUGCUUGAAGAUGUCAGGGUAUGGCCCGCCGGCUUCCAGCUCAGUGAAGUCAACGUGGUACGAUCAGUGACCGAUGCUACUACAAAGUCAACAUCAAAUUCCUGUAGAGAGAAAGUCAAGCCCAACACGUACAGUAUUCUCCUUGUCGUCUCCCGCCCCCGGCCUGAGGAAGCUAUCGAGUACCAGCUGGUUGCCAAAAGCCUUGUAGCCAUCGUCGAGAGACUUUCAAGCACAAACCGGACAGUCAAUAUAUCGCUCAAAAUCCUGCGGCCGCCAACGUGGCAAUCAUUUCGAGAAGACUUGUCGGACCAUCAUUACGACUUGGUUCACUUCGAUAUGAAUGGAAAAAUUGAGCCCGGAAAGGAAGGCAAUGCGAGGGCAGUUCUUGAGUUUUCUAAGCCGCAUCUGCGCAAUCCUUUGAAAAUCAAAAGUGACUGGAGGGCGGGAGACGAGGUUGGCAAGGAGCUGGCCAAGGCAGGAGUGCGAACUGUGGUCCUCAAUGCCUGCAAUUCGGCCACCUUUCGGGCUUCGGCGCCAGGGACUAAUCUCGCCGAGAUACUCCUAAGUCACGGAGUGCACUCCGUUCUCGCCAUGGCCUGCAAGGUGACUGAGGAAGCUGUGGACAUCUUCAUGGGAGCCUUUUAUCAAUUGCUCUUGGCCGAUGGUAGUUCUAUCGAGGACGCAACUCGUGCGGGCCGUCGCUCGUUGCUUCGCAGCUGGUCAAGGAGAGCGUCGUACAUGUAUCAAGUCCAGCUUGCAGACUACAUUGUCCCAGUGCUCUACAUAUCAAAGGCAGCUCCGGAGGUGGCAAAGUCAAAUGGAAGCUUUUUCUCCAUGGCAAAAAGUAUGUUAUCGUCAGUAAUGCAAUAUGCCCCGGCAGCGACUACCGCACGUAUCAACGGCUCAGCCGAGCACAGAACAAAGCAACAGGAGGGGCUACCCGGAAGGGACUUCAACAUUCUUUCUCUCGAGGUCCUCCUUUCAGUGUCUCCUGUAGUUCUCCUCCAUGGACAAGGCGGCGUUGGAAAAACCAAGUUCCUUCAAUAUGCAUGCAGGUGGUGGAAAGCCACCAAUUGGAUCACCGCGGCGGCAUACAUUGACUUUGGUCAGCCACGCUCAUACUUGAAUGGCUCCAUUGAGACCAUAGCCAGGUCAAUAGCUGUGCAGCUGGAGUUUGAACGAAAAGAUAUGUCAGCACAGGAGGUUAUCGAGAAGCUACAGGCAGGAAGGUACCUCGUCGUUUUCGACAGCGCCGAGGUCUUCGACACCGAGAACCCUGGGGACCAGAUUUACGUUCGCUGUCCAGGCAAGCUAGCCAAAGGCUUGACGGCCUUUAUUGAUAAAUUGAAAGCCACGGUAAGUCGCUCAGUGGUUGUUGUGGCUUCGCGGUUAGACACGACGACCAUCGCCUCAAUCCCUUUGGAAUGCCACAAAUACCAGCUGCCUGGCCUCUCAGUCCUGGAUUCAGUGGAGUUGCUUCAGAAUCUGGCGCUUACACCAGGCCAAAGGACACCAGAGGGUUUUCACAGCCGAGAAAAUAUCGAACUGCUCCGACGUGCUGCCAUUAUUCUCGAGGGGAACCCGGCUGCAUUGCAACUGAUCGUUCCAGAGCUGAAAAGGGUCAACUUGGACGGGAAAACACUCCUCGACAACCUGCUCUAUGGUGUCUGCACGACUGCUAUAAGGCAGGAUUUGUCAUUAUACGGCAGAUUUGAGCGCUCAGUCAUCGAUGCUUGUGCGCUGGAAUCUCUCAGUGAUGCUGACGCGACGGGCGUGACAGUCUACCAUUUGUGCCCUUUCUGGAAUCUCAUGCCCAAAGACCUCCACAUGUACUACUGGUUUUUUGGCCUGUCUACCUACGAGGGCGUUCCGGAGUACAACCUAAAGACGUGGCUAUCGCAGAACUUCCGUCGCCUGGUCGAGAUGGCGCCAACUGGACAGAGCAUUCGUGCCCACUGGCCGGACAUGGAGCGAAGACUGAUGAGCAUGGGAAUUCUCAGCCAUGCCACCAUCACAAAGCAAAACGGUGACAGUAUGCCAUGCUAUCAUGUCCAUCCCAUCUUCACGCUCCUUAGCCGCGGCCUGCUAAACGAGGCUGGCUGGAAACAAGCCCGCUUUGCCUUUGUACGUGCAGCCAUUCUCUGGGAUUCGCACGACAACAAGUACGGCGCCGACAACUGGGCAUCUGUCAAGUGGGAUAGUGGACAUCAAGGACCUCAACACGAGGACUACCUCUACAACUGGCGUGCCAUUGCCCUGGCGUGGUCGGUCAAGGACGGGAACCCCGUCGAGGAAGCAUCCCGUAUGGGCAUUAGCCUCUUCGACUGCGUCUACCGCCUGAUAACUGAUGCCUUGUAUGGAAACCCCCGCCAGGGCCGACUCCUGAUCCCCCAUUUCACUCUACACCUCCUCCACCUUCACGGCAUCAUCGACUUGUUGCGUCCCAACCAGACUCCAACUGACCAAGACGUAUACGCCAUACUCACAUACUCCUGGGACCUCUGGACGCUCGAAACCGGUCUGCUGGAACCGCCGUACGCCAAGCUCACAGCCCUCAUCGGCACCGCCCUCGAUGUAUUCCGACGAUGGAGAAUAGCCACCACUACGCAAGCAAGAAGUGGAACUAACGGUGAGCUGGCUUUCCCAUCACCAGCAACCGAAGUGUCGUACCAGCAGCUUCUGCACGCCCUCGCCAUCUCGACGCAAGACACGGGCGACAUUUUAGGCGCCAAGAAGCUCUACGAGGCCCAUCUCGCCACCAACCCCGUCACGACUGACACUAAAAUGUUGCGUAUUAUCAGCCGCUGGCAUUUCCAGUCACUGGGUAACUGGGGCGGAUGUGUAUUCACAAUCGCGCAGAGUACCGGUGCUGUCCAUAAGAAUAUGAUCCGGGAUGGGUUGCGAAGUCUUCUCGAAGCUGCUUGGGAUGAUGGUAAGCCCGGCAAGCUGAUGGGAUGGAUGAUGAAAAAUCUCACAGAGAAUCCUGAGGAGUUUUGUAGGAUAAAAGUGAGGGACGAGGUUGCCUUUUGCCUGGAGAGGGAACCAGAGGCGGUUAAGAAGUUUGGGUGGUUUGCGAAGGGAUUGUUGGAGAUGCCGUUGUACGCAGUGUAUGAGGACCUUUUUGCCCAGCCGAACGAACCAGGAGCAGAUGAUGCUACCUCCGCCCCAAGCAAAACAAAAGCGGAAAGAAUGUUCAAAGAAAUAACAAAAGCUCUGGAGCCUGUAAACACAAAAGACGGGGGGCUAAGAAGGGUUGUGCCGCAUACGUUACUGAUGAAAAUGGGCGCUAGCGACCACGAGUUUAUCAUACGCCAGUUGGCUGGCGACACUACAGGCGCGGCGGCCGUGUGGCAGCAGACAGAGUUAGCAAGAGAGGCGCUCAGCUCGACAACGAGUACGGGCUGGCAGCGGCUGGCCGAGUUGCACAUGGGCAUGUACAUGGUGGCCGUGACGGAGGCAGCGGAGCCGGACUACAAGAAAGGGCUGACACACCUGAAAGAGUGGUGGAAGCUACAUGAGCAUAGAGCCAUGUCGCCAAGAAGCCGGUGCUGUGCCCUCAUCGACCUUGCGGCGUGCCAUCACGGCUUGGGCCAGGUCGCGGAGACGUCGAGGGCGGUUAUUCAGCUCAUCCAGGUGGGACAGAGCAUGGUUCCGACUGACUGCCUGAAGGGGGAUGUCGAAGCCACUCACAACUGGCUGUAUAAGACCAUAUUUGGGUUCCGCAAGCUCCAUGUCUUUCUGGAUGUGAAAGCUGCCAUUCUUCCGUCGACGACGGACGUGGCCCAACUAACGUUCCCAGAGAGAGCUAUGAUGUACCAGAUCAUGACGAGAGCGAAGGAUAGGCAACGCCAUAAAUUGCAAGCACAGUUUUUGUCACAAGGAUUUCCCCAGGGAUGUAUUUGA
Messenger RNA from Pochonia chlamydosporia 170, 4314 nucleotides. RefSeq names its product CHAT domain-containing protein. The coding region runs from base 1 to 4314 and encodes 1437 amino acids. Lineage: Eukaryota; Fungi; Ascomycota; Sordariomycetes; Hypocreales; Clavicipitaceae. The transcript has a single exon. The record is from RefSeq and is a predicted model, not a curated record.